Hemiscyllium ocellatum (epaulette shark) is the source of this 2205-nucleotide messenger RNA. RefSeq names its product protein phosphatase with EF-hand domain 2a (gene ppef2a). Gene Ontology annotation, cellular component: nucleus; cytosol. The transcript is spliced from 16 exons. Lineage: Eukaryota; Metazoa; Chordata; Chondrichthyes; Orectolobiformes; Hemiscylliidae. Gene Ontology annotation, molecular function: Hsp90 protein binding; iron ion binding; protein serine/threonine phosphatase activity. The coding region runs from base 1 to 2205 and encodes 734 amino acids. The record is from RefSeq and is a predicted model, not a curated record. Gene Ontology annotation, biological process: detection of stimulus involved in sensory perception; negative regulation of MAPK cascade.
AUGUCUCAAAGGAGCAUAAAGAAGAAAGGACAUCUUGGAUGUUUAAGAAAGAAGUUCCAGAGCUCAGAAAGAGCCAUCAAGGCUGCCAUUCUCAUUCAGAGGUGGUAUCGUCAAUAUGUUGCCCGGUUGGAAGUUCGCAGACGGUGCACGUGGACUAUUUUUCAAUCAAUUGAGUAUGCAGGAGAGCAGGAUCAAAUCAAGCUGCAUGACUUUUUCAGUUAUUUGAUGGACCACUUUACUCCAGCUUCUGGCAGUGAACAAGAUCAUAUUUCCCAAAUUUUCACUCAGACAAAUAGGUCAUGUAAGAAUACCGAACAGGAUAAUCAAUGCAUCUACAGUAACAUUGAGAUUUCAGGCUCUUACACUGGACCCCAUCUCGGUUUCCCGCUCACUCCUGCACAUGUAACUGCCUUACUGGAAGCUUUCAAAAAUGAACAACAGCUUCAUGCUCAUUAUGUGUUAGAGCUUCUCAGUGAAACCAGGAAGCAUUUGGAGCAUUUGCCAAAUAUAAACCACCUUUCUACCUCCUACAGUAAAGAAAUUACAAUAUGCGGUGAUUUACAUGGAAAUUUGGAUGACUUAUUUUUAAUAUUCUAUAAGAACGGGCUGCCAUCCCCAGAAAAGGUGUAUGUCUUUAACGGAGACUACGUUGACAGAGGGAAACAUUCCAUUGAGAUUCUGCUAAUUCUGUUUGCAUUUCAACUUGCUUAUCCAAAAACAAUCUAUCUAAACAGAGGAAACCAUGAAGAUCAUGUCAUCAACUUAAAAUAUGGGUUCACAAAGGAAGUAAUGCAGAAAUAUCAGGUGCAUGGCAGUAGAAUACUGAAAUUAAUACAGAGUGUUUUCAGUUGGUUGCCACUAGCUACAAUUAUAGACGAAAAAGUAUUGAUUUUACAUGGAGGUAUUUCAGAAGCAACAGAUUUGGAUUUCCUGAGCAAGAUUGACAGACACAAGUAUGUUUCAGCCUUGAGGCCACACAAAAGGAAAAGGAAUGAAUGGAGCAAGCAAGUGUCAGAUCAGAAACAAUACUUCAAUGGGGGUAAUGAGCAAUGUAUGAACAAAUCUGAUCAAACUCCAAGGAAGAAUUUGUUAUCCGGCAUCUUUAACCUUCAUUCUCAUACGUACAAGAAUCAGAGGGGACAGAGUUCUGGCACAACAUGUGUAAAGGAAAAGGAACUCUCUCGAAGUGUAAGGUGUUCAGUUGAGGAGGAACUAGACAAAUGUCGUAGAAAAGUGGGAUUCAGUAACACGUAUGAAGAAUCUAAAACGUCACAGCCCACGUUAGAUUCAGAUACUCAAGAAAUCCUUGACUUCGAUAAGCAUGAAUGGAAACAGAUUGUGGACAUCUUAUGGAGUGACCCAAUGCAUCAGGAAGGUUGUAUCCCAAAUAAAGUCAGAGGAGGUGGAUGCUACUUUGGACCUGAUGUGACUGAAAAGAUUCUACAGAAACACAAAUUACAGCUCUUGAUCAGGUCCCAUCAGUGUAAACAGGAGGGCUACGAGUUCUGUCACAAUGAAAAGGUCCUGACCAUAUUUUCUGCUUCUAAUUAUUAUGAAAUUGGGAGUAACAAAGGAGCUUAUGUGAAACUUGGCCCUGACCUUGUUCCUCAUUUUGUACAGUAUCAAGUUAGCCAAAGUACUCGGAAACUAACCCUGAGGCAAAGAGUGAGUAGAGUCGAGAGAUCAGCAUUAGGAGCUCUGCGGAAGAAGAUUUUUGCUCAUAAAUCAGACCUCAUCAGUGCAUUUGAGCAUUAUGAUAAGAAUAAAACAGGUAAAAUAUCACUGAAUGACUGGGCAGAUGCCUUGGAGGCAACUUUAGCUUUGGGACUGCCAUGGCGUGUUUUGCGAUCGCAACUUGUGCCCAGUGCUCCGAAUGGACUUCUGAAUUUUUGCUCAUGGUUCGAUGAUCUUGCCAAAGAGAAACCCAUUGCACAGUAUGUCCAACCUAGUUUGCUGGAAAUGCUUUACAGAAGCAGGUCUGACCUGGAAACCAUUUUCAGAAUUAUUGACAGUGACAACUCUGGUCUGAUAACGUUCGAGGAAUUGCAAAAAACUUGUAAACUCCUCAGUUCUCACCUUAACAUUGAUGUUAGUGAUAAAGCCAUUGGUGACCUGGCUCGCAGUAUGGACUUCAACAAGGAUGGAAGUAUAGACAUUAACGAGUUCCUUGAGGCUUUCCGUCUGGUUGACAGCUCAAGUUACUAA